Molecule: messenger RNA, 1283 nt
Organism: Empidonax traillii (willow flycatcher)
Lineage: Eukaryota; Metazoa; Chordata; Aves; Passeriformes; Tyrannidae
Gene: CNTD1
Product: cyclin N-terminal domain containing 1
Exons: 6
Coding region: 374-1189 (271 amino acids)
Biological process (GO): reciprocal meiotic recombination
Cellular component (GO): site of double-strand break
Source: RefSeq, a predicted model, not a curated record
GAGCUGCCGGAGCACGCCGGGAGCUUCAAGGACACGCGGAUCGUGGAAUUUGUAUUCCUUUUGUCUGAAAAAUGGCACUUGGACCAAUCAACGAGGUACCAAGCAGUCGAGUUGCUCGAAAGGUAACAAGAGCGCGGAACGCUUGGUGUGUUUCGUGUUCUCUGGCUGCGCUGCCCACGCUCUGUCCUGCCCUGUCCUGCUCUGUCCCCUCACCCAAACUACACACGAUGUCUGUGUGUGCUCUGUCUCUUCAUCCAUUUAAUCCACAUUACCAGCUCUGUGUAUACUCUGAAUAUAUGUGGAAUUGCCUCUCUUCCUUCUUCUCAGCAAAAAAGACAACUGUGCUCUGAGCAACUGUGGGUUUUGCAGGUUUAUGAUCAAGCAGGUAGAGCAGAUGUGGGAGUCCUCCAGUGGGAGUGUUAAAGGUGGUGCCCAAGGACAAGGGAGCACCUGGAGCUCUGUGAGGGAUGAGAUAGUCAACACCUUUGUCCUGCGACUCGUGUCGUGCAUUCAGCUCGCGAGCAAACUCUCCCUGCACUAUAGCAGAGUGACCAGUGACAAAGCUUUAAAAUUUCUGCAGUCCUUGAAAUACUCCUACACUAAACAGGAGUUGCUGGAGUCAGAGCUUGCUGUUUUAAACACUCUGCACUUCCACAUCAACGUGUCCAAUCCGUUGGCCUACGUGGAAUUGCUUCUGGAGGUUCUAGGACACAAUGGGUGCUUGCUUCCUGCUAAACCCUUGCACCAAAUGUGUGUGCAGCUGCUGGACUUCUGCUACCUGACCAGAGAGACCAUCUACGACACUUUGCUGAAGAUCGCCAUCGAAAACUCCACACCCAACAAGCUGCAGGGCCAAGUUUCUGACAGUGAAGGAAGAUUUCAUGCUCUUGGCUGUUGGAAUCAUCAGCACGGGCGUGUUCAUCCUGAGCCCUGGGCACUGGGAUCAGGUUGUGGAGCAUUUGAACUGUAUCACUGGCAUCACUCCACAGAGCAUCCUGGAGUUCUCGUACGCGGUGCUGAGGCGCAUCCUGGGCAGCAGCACCGUGCCCAGGCAGCACCACGGGAGCUGUGGGGCCAAAGCUCCCAAGGGCAGGAUUCUGCCCCUGAAAUAGAACCACCUUGUCUGGAACUCUGCUGUGCUGUCUCCACCUGCUGCUUUUCUAAAAUCCCUGUCUCCAGCUGCUUGUGACUGUUUCCUCUCUGCCAGUGCUUGGAGCACUUUUGCUCUUGCCCUACCACAGCCAGUAACGACCAGCAUUGUGACUAGGACAGAAUCCUUUAAG